Messenger RNA from Linderina pennispora, 982 nucleotides. RefSeq lists its product as uncharacterized. NCBI's taxonomy places the organism in Eukaryota, Fungi, Kickxellomycota, Kickxellomycetes, Kickxellales, Kickxellaceae. The transcript has a single exon. The record is from RefSeq and is a predicted model, not a curated record. The coding region runs from base 132 to 863 and encodes 243 amino acids.
AUUAGAUCAGCAUUAUUGAUCACGAUCAACGACGUCGAUGCAUCAGCCGUUUAGAUGCGCUUACGUUGCGGGAUGGACAAUUACGCAACGCCUUGUUCGCCUGCUUCUCCACAAAUAAUUCGUUCAGACAAAUGCAAUUCACAGUGCCUGCAACACAAUUCGGCAAGACGGUCGUCUUGGCAUACCCCGACACCACGCGGCUGGGCGGGUACCGGGCAGCGCUUGGGCUAUGGAGAUCGCUCGGUGGUGACGACAGCACGGCAGUCAAGGCGCAGAUAGACGAGGCCGCAGAGGAGACAGUGGAGACAGAGUUCUGGGUGCCAGGCACGGAUCAAAUUGAAGUUGUCAUUGGCACGGCUGCAGGGUCUGUAGACACAACAUUUGUGUUUGUCAAUGGACUGCCAGCGGCCGAGUACGUUCCAGCGCUGGUGGACGGUUUGCUUGCGCAGCUGGAGGCAUCGGGAGUGGAGCGCGUAGUGGCAGUGGCAUCGGCAAAUCUGCACGGCCUCAAGGGAGUCAAUGCUGAGCAGCUGUUUGGGCUGGCGGGAGUGGCGGGGCUGGCGGAGAUCAGCGGCAGUGUGACAACCGGCGAUGCGCUGCUGUCGGCGCUUGAUACGCUGGGGCGUGUAUCGCGUGUGGAAGUGCAGGUGGCGGUGCGUGGCGAUAAGCGGCCGACGGGCAGCGGGUAUAGGCAGCGCGUGGAGUUUGGCAAAGAGUUUGCCGAUGCAGACGACCAGGAGAUUGUCAGGGCGCUGGGCGGUGUGCUGGUGGAGGCAGUAGGUGUAGGGGUGGCAGACGUGUCAGCGCCGGCAACGCGGGUGAGGAGCGCCAGGGCAGUGCAGAGCCUUCCGGCGUUUGGGUAGUGAAUUAGAGGUUACUGCGGGGGGCAGCGUUUUUUUAUUUCUUCGCAGUGGUAGCAUCGUCACUGGUGGAAGGACGGCCUCUGGUGCAACGCAGAUGGCGGUAAGGGGAAGCUUGGCAG